Musca domestica (house fly) is the source of this 10019-nucleotide messenger RNA. RefSeq lists its product as uncharacterized. The transcript is spliced from 17 exons. NCBI's taxonomy places the organism in Eukaryota, Metazoa, Arthropoda, Insecta, Diptera, Muscidae. The coding region runs from base 2739 to 9095 and encodes 2118 amino acids. The record is from RefSeq and is a predicted model, not a curated record.
CGUCGUUAAGCAGGGGUACGCAACGUUUUUUUCUGUCCCACACAAAAACCCAACCAUGAAAAACGGUGUGCAAUAAGAAGAAUAAAAAAAUAAAUAAAUAAUAAAAUUAAUGAAGAAAAUUAAAGUGCAAUAAAUUUAUGGAAAUUAUUUAGAAAUGUUAAAAUUUAAAUUGAAGUGUUACAAAAUGAAUCAAAAAUAAAUUAAAUCCCUUUAACCUCCAAGGAAUUAAGAAAUUCCUUUAACCUAAAUUUUAAUGAAGUUCGUUGGAGAAAAAAAUUAUUAAAAUUAAAAAAAGACGAAUUAUCUGUGGCGAGAAACUUGCGAAAAUUCAAUUCACACGCAAAAAAGUAUUUAAGGCAAAAAUUGCAACUAAAAGGUAUUUGCCCUCUGCCAUCGCAAUGAAGUGCUCAUUUCGGGUUUUUCGAUUCUAAUUUAUUUGUGUAAACAUUGACGCGUUUUAAAAAUAAAAAUUCUUGGCACGUUGUUGGUACGCAUAGCACGCGUCAUUGUGUCAUCAACAGUGUCAUCAGCGACAUCAUCAUUAGCUGGCAACCAAAAAUGACAACAAUAACAACAAACCAGGGAACCUACUCCAGAAUACCAACAACAUUAUUUCCAGUAUAAUAAUCUUAAUAGCGAAAAAUACGGUUACCCCUAAAACGUCUUCUUAUUUUCGUUUCAUUUUUUUUUCUUCCCGAAAGUGUGCCAUCACAUACUCCUGCUCCGUUGCUCGUCUAACAAAAGUUGAAUUGCCGGUAGCAUCAUCAUCAUCGCCAUCCUAUAGGUCGUGUAAAAUCAGUCACGCGCCAUACCACGUACAAUACGUGAAAUUAAAAAACAAAAUCAAUGAAGUGAUGAAUUUAUAAGAUUUAACAAAAUCCAAUAAGAUUUUCUCUGCAAUUAAAUUAGAAUCUAAGCAACGGAAAAAAUGAUUAGAAAAAUAUUCAAAAAUUAUUGAAUAAAAAUAUAAAUAAUAUUUAAAAUUAAAGAACGACAUAUCUCCAUUAAUAGUAUCAACAUAUUCUUGUAUGAAAAAUAUUAUAUUGUUGAUAGUAAGUGUUAGUGUUUUCAAUAGAAAUUAAAAUAAAUUAAAACGUAAAAACAACAAAUACAUAUCCAACUUGACCACACACGGAAUCUAUAUAUUAUUAUUAUCCUGCCCCAUACUCAAAACAGAAAAAGAAGUUCAGCCAUUGGACAUCAAACAAAAAUUGUAGCUGAAUGAGUGGUGUUUAACAAUAAAAAAGUAAUCACUAUCACCACCAGCAGCAGUAGCCCCCACUGGAAACGUUAUUUUCUUUUCAAAAACCUUCCCAAAAAAACCAUCAGUUUUAUAACUAAGACUGACAUUUGAAAAUUAAAUCCUUUCUCGUUAACCGUAACAAAAGAUAUCCAUCGCUGCUGAACAAAUGAACAAUCACCUGAAGGAAACUUCCAAAUCAAGUGCUGUGCACUAACGGAGGGCAAAGCAACAAAAAAACAGAAAACAAAGAAGGAAAAAUAAAAAUACAAGUUAAUUAGCGUUAAAAAUAACUAAGACCCCCUUGGAUGAACCACGAACAAAAUAAAAAAAAAAAAAAUAAAAUUGAAAACAACAAGACACAGGAUGAGAGAAUUAAAAUAACUACAAAAACAAAACUGCAGAGGAAACACUAAAUAAAGCUCAAAUAUAUAUAUACAAAAAAAAGAGAAGGAAUAAACACCGGAGAAAACAGAACAACCGAAAAGUAUAUAAAAAUCCUCCAUAAGCUCAAGUGUACCUAAUACAAAACUUAAAACUUAAGCAAGGUAAAACAGCAAAUCUGCCAGCGAAAAUCCUCACCUGACCACUUCUGCGCUGCGCGUCCACAUACAAAGAAACAAUGGCUCUUGUUGCAUCAUUAACAAGCGAAAAUGCUUUUUCUUAACUGCAAUGAAUCGCAAACAACAACACCAACAGCAGCAACAACAGAAAAGUCACUAUUACGACAACAGCAGUGGCAUUAUAAUCAUCAGCCACAGCCACAAUAGUAAAUACAAGGACAACCAAACAAAAAACACCCAUCACAAAAAAGGGAAACUGGGUUCCACAAUCAAACCACGUCACGCAGCAGGGGGCCAAAAUUACGCCACACAUACACACACACACACUCGCAUAGGCUACUAGUAAGUGAGUGAGCGAAAAAAAGGCAAAACCUGGGCCACACACAUCCAUUAAAAUCCGUUCUUAAAUUCCACCAACCACUCUUUAUGUACGUGUGUACCACGAUAUUCAAUCCAACAAGCCUAGACUAGAGGAUAGAAAAAGGUAUUUGGAAAAUUGUAACGCUUCAGAAAUUAAAUUGCAACAUCCGCCAGCAGGAAACAUUAAAAUUGUUCUAGUUUGUUUUGUUGGUUUUUUUGGCUGGUAUUUGUUUUACAUUUUAUUUGAAAACAAAAUCACACACAACCUCAUUCCUGUACAUGCAAAAAAACACGCACACACUCACAGAUAUUCCCAUUUACAUAAACACAUACGUAUGUACACUUUGUGUUAGACCUGGACAAGAGAUAAUAAAUUAUAUGCAGAACACAUGAGCCGAACAAAAUUAUAUCGAAAUAGUUGCAAAACAAACAUAAAAUAAUACAGCCAAACGUUAUAAAAAUAAAAUCACCCGAAAGAAACAACAACGAAAUUCCAUCGACUUGCUAACAUCAAAAAUUUCAACACCAGCAACAAAAACAACAACAACAACAACAACAAAAAUAUAACACACACAAUGAUUCCACACAACGCUGUCGAUGUGGUCUCCAUGGCCAACAUGGAUUUGUUAAAACAACGCCGAAUAUCGAUGCUGUUUACAUGGCGCCGCUGCCUGGGCCUUGUCACACUGCUGCUGAUAUUUGUGGCAAAUCUUAGUUCAACCAGCGCUCAAAUUGAUUGGGACGAUGACGAAGAUCCAGUUUCUACAGUGGCCGUGGAAGCGGUGCUGGGUCGUACAGCAACUCUGCCUUGUGACAUCGAACCGGAAGCCAAGGAUGACAGAGUUUAUAUGGUCCUGUGGUUUCGUGAAAGUGCUGGUAAACCUCUAUACAGUUUUGAUGUCCGGGGGAGACCGUUUGAAAAGGCUCUUUAUUGGUCCGAUACAAACUCAUUUGGUCCACGUGCCUAUUUUGUCACCACCACCCAACCUGCCAAACUACAAGUCGACAAUAUCCAGCUGGACGAUGAGGGUGUGUACAGGUGUCGUGUGGACUUCCAAAAUUCACCAACACGUAAUCAUAGAAUAAAUUUAACGGUUAUUGUUCCUCCACAUCAAAUUCUGGUAUAUGAUGCAUCGGGUCGUGAUGUGGCCGGUGCUGUGGGUCCACUCUUUGAAGGCGAUAACAUUGUGUUGACAUGUGAAGUGCGUGGCGGUCGUCCCGAACCCAUAGUUACGUGGAUGAAUGGCUCCCAACAAUUGGAAUCCGGCAAUGGUGUAUCUAUGGGACGUCACGUUACAGUCAAUCGUUUAGAAGUCCCACACAUAACACGUUCAGCGCUGAACAACACCUACCGUUGCCAGGCGUCGAAUACGAAAUUAGUGCCACCAGUGGAGCGUAGUAUACGUAUUGAUAUGUUGCUUAAACCAACAUCGGUUAGCCUAACGAAUAAGCUGAAGGUGUUUUCCACCGGAGUCCAGUACAAUUUGACAUGUAUAGUCGAGGGUUCAGUGCCGGAUACGGAAAUUAAAUGGACACAAAAUAAUCGACCUUUUAAAAGAGGAACGCUCUCAACCUCCCAAGUGAAUGGUAAAGUGAUAUCAACGCUUACCUUUAAUCCACAACCCGAAGACGAUGGUACUUUACUCAAGUGUGAGGGCUCAAAUCCACGUUUACAAAAUUCAGCUUUGGAGGAUACGCUAAUGCUUAAUGUUAUGUAUCCACCACAAGUGACAUUGUCGUUGGGUUCUACGCUUAAGCCGGAUGACAUUAAGGAAGGCGAUGAUGUAUACUUUGAGUGUCACAUAAAGGCAAAUCCAAAGGAACAUCGAAUUACUUGGUCGCACAAUGGUGUUCCUGUUACACAAAAUGUCUCAUGGGGUAUUAUAAUUUCAACGCGUUCAUUGGUGUUACAACGUGUGGCUCGCGUCCAUGCUGGCCUCUAUGCAUGCUCCGCAGCUAACGACCGUGGAGAGACCACCAGUGCCAUGGUGAAUCUAAGGAUACGCUAUGCUCCUGUUUGCAGCACAAAUACUUUAGUUGUGAUUGGUGCCUCUUUGGAAGAAGCCGUACCCAUACCCUGCCGUGUAAAUUCAGAUCCACCUGAAAUCGAGUUUGAAUGGACUUUUUCCAGUAGCGGUGAACAUUUUGCAGUACCCUCGGCUCAUUAUGCCACAAUACAGGAGACAACCACGACAACGGGAGACAUCCAUCGGACGAUUGUUGAAUCCAACGAUACACAUUUUGAAACUUAUGUAGAGACUGUAAGUGAAUUGAUUUAUACACCAAAAGGCGAACGAGACUAUGGCACUUUGGCUUGCUGGGGUAGAAAUUCAAUUGGCAAACAAUCAGAACCAUGUUUAUUUCAAGUUGUACCAGCUGCAAAACCAGGCGCUUUACGCAACUGUACCCUAAGGCCAUAUGUGGUGACCUCAGCAUCGUUAAAUUCAUCGAAUCAAACAACAAUGCAUGCCAAUCAAAUGAUGAUGCCAACACAAUAUGGAAGGCACGAAACAAAUUUCCCGCAUAUGGAAUUUGUACGUGAGCGACAUAAUAAUAACAAUAAUCAUGCUGCUGAUGGUGGUCCAGCCAGUGGUCGUGGUGGCGCUACUGGUGUUGGAAGGAAUUCCAAACAAGAAGUAAAUCCUGCUUCCCAUGCAAGUAACAAUGGAAAACAUGCUAGUAAAAUCCACAAUAAAAUUAACAAUGAGGGCAUCAAAGGCAGCAAAGCAAAUGGUGCUGGUGGGGCCAGAACUAACAGCAAUAUUAAUCAACAGAAUGUUAUACAACGCCAGCAGCAGCAGCAACAACAAAUGAUACAGCAAAAAUAUCGCCGACCCUUGAGUCCACAACAAAUGCAACUUCUAAAAAAACGCACCACAUUUACCCCCUCCGUGGCCUUGGCCGGUCUCAAGAGACAACAACAAGAUAAAAAUAAACAACAGUUGCCACAAAACAAAUCGUUGUCACCACAAACCCAGCAACAUCGUCCAAAUAACAAAAAUAAAAUUGUUAACAGGCAACAACAGCAACAUUCAAGCGAAGAGGCAACUGCAGCAUCAGUAAUAAAAGCCAAGCAGGGCCCACAGGCAGCCGCACUCACCGCAUCCAAAGCAUUUAUCAAUAAUCAAAGUGAUGGAUUGUCAUUGUCAGCCUCACCGCCAGCAUCUACCACAACGACAACAACAGUGUCAGCCUCAGCAGCCCAGGGAAGCCAUGGUAAAAAUAAAAUGCUCAUAAAUACUACAGGAGGCAACAAGAAAAAACUACUGAGAGCAAAACGUGCUGCUGCCACUGCCAAUGCCGCUGAGUCAAAGCCAGUUGCCGGAAAUGAUAAAAACCACAGCCAUAUUAAGAGCAACGAUGAUGUUGUAACUAAAAUUGCCAAGAAACAACAUCAGAAUGGCAAGAAAACAUCAACAAAACGACACAAUGGAAAAGUUGCCAACAAGCAUGCGGCACAUGGAGGCAAGGAAAAAUCUAAUUUAUCAUUGGGUCGAGAAGCAUCAAUAGAGGAGUCGGCCACAAAAAAGGUAGUAGUCGCCAAAAGCAAUAGGUAUCAAAGCAAGAACAACAGCAACAGCAAAAAUCGUGACAACAAUAAACAUUUGAAAAACACGCAACAACGUGCGAUAAAUACAAUAGGGGCAAUUCAUCAUCGUCAUCAGCAGCAGCGGCAGCAUGAAGAGCAACAGCCAACGAAAUAUCAUCAGCAAACCGGCAAAGAUGUGAGUGUAUCAACUCAUGGGGAAUCAUCAAAAUCUGGAACACUGGCAGGAAAACUUAACCAUUCCAGCAAAUUGCAAAAACGGCUAGCCAAACGAGAUGUUGCUCUACAUUAUCAACAGAAACAACAAGCUGCCGAUGAGGAAUCUAGAGCCACUGCUGUUGGAUCUGAGACAUCAAAAAUAUACUAUCAAACAUUGCAGCAAGAGCAUUUAACGACAGACAAGGCUAAUGAAUAUGACUCUAAUGGUAGCAAGGAGCAUUCCAGCAAUCAGCAUGAAUUUAAUAAUGCUCUGCGACAUACAGCGGCGGGGAAUAUCCAGGGGGCAGGAGACAACUCAAUUGAAUUGCAGGAUAAAAAGAGAAUACGCAAAUCAUUAAAUCCAAAUGAGGAUAAUAAAGAAAUAUUCUAUGCUCAGCUUUUAAGCGAUAACAACAACAAAAAUAACAAUCAUAAGAUAUUCAAUACAACAGCAAUGGCAACAAGUAAAAGCAACAACAACAGCAUCAUUGCAGCAACUGGUCAAACGAACAAAAAUUCCCUAACAUCAAGCAAAAGACAACCAAAGGUUCAAAUGCCACCAAAUAAACCUGAAAUUACAAAUCAAUUGGUCCAGCAACAACAAACACAGAAACAACAACAACAAUACCACCACUUGGAUUCAUUAAAAUCCUACGAUGAUGAUCUCAAUAGCAAGGAGUCUAUAAAUGCCGCUGGCCCUGGACCAAAUCCUUCGGUAGAUGAAAGUGAUGACGACGACCCAACAAUGGCUUUGGAGAGUGUAGAUAUAUUUGAGAAUAAUAUUUUACAAUACAAUAAACACAACAGCAACAAUAGCAAUAGUUUACUCAAUGAAAUUCCCAACCAGGAUGAAGACAAUGAAACACUGGUCGGUCUGGACGAUGAUAAUGAAGACCUACAUCAAACAGCCGAAUUAAUGGAAGAGGAUGAUGAAGAUAUGGGCCUUGAAGAGGAGGAGGACGAUUUAGAUAUGGAAGCUGAUGUUGAUGAGACCGAUGAUGAUUUGUUGGCCGAAAUUGUUGAAGAUUAUUCCUUGAAUGAUUCCAAAGUCCUGGAUGAGGUUUUAUCGAGCCUAGAUAGUGCAAUGCAAAGGCAAAACGUUAAUUAUUCAGCAGUAGCUGCAGCAGCAGCAGCAACUACGACAUCAACGACGACAACAACAACCACAGCAUCAACGUCAACACGAACACCAGCAUCAUCUCUACCCGUAGCCAGUGCAUUGACACAACAGAGGGAUAAUAGCAAUAACAACAACAACAACAACAGAAGAAAUGAACACAAUAACAAUCAGCAAAAUGAUGACCAUCAUCAUUAUUAUCAUCAUCAACAACAACAGUACCUGAAUGGCCACUCACCUUAUCCCCCACCGGCCGAUACCGAGCGUGCCGAUGAUGUCGAUGACAAUACCACCACCGCCGACAACGACAGCCUGGAUACAAAUGAUCUGAAUAAUGAACCACAUUUUGAUUAUUCACGUAUGGAAUAUAGCUUUCACAAUGGCAUUGCUACCCACAGUCUUGUAAGUCCUUAUGGUGGUCCGGUCGCCUCGGCCUCUGACAUGUUGGGUAACGGCAUCGGUGGCAUCGGCAAUGGUGGCGGGGGUGGUACCAUCAAUUUUGACAAUUACGAUAAUAUCAUCUACUCGACCAUGGAACUGGAAUGUAUGCCCGGCUAUGAUGGUGGCCUGCAACAGCAUUACUAUUUGGAAGCGUACGAUUCGAAAACAAAGAAAUUACGUUUGAACACAACGAGCACAUAUGCCGAUGUACCGAUAUUUCGUAUUGAUUUAAGUGAUUUAACACCCAUGGACUAUUAUCCCGAUCCAAAUCCUGCGCUGCACCUCGUUGUGUACAGUGUCAAUCAGAAGGGACGCUCUGAGGCUAUUGUUUUAGAAAAUGUACCAAUUAAUGAGGCAGAAAAACGCUCAGAUGGUCGCAUGGGUUUGUCAAUUCUACCUAUUGCUGCUCUCUUAACCGGCACCCUAUUCACGGUGGGCAUUGCUGUUCUAUUUGUUGUUGUCGUGGCCGUCCGCAAGAGACGCUGUCAGGGUGGCCGUAACAUGUGCGAUGACAAGGAUAAACAUUUGGGAAUGGAUGUUACUGUUACAGCACCACUAGAGACUGGUCCUGGUCAUCAGCGCCUAGUUGUUGCUUACACUCUAAAACAAGGCAUUGAAAAACAACCGGAUAUAUUGAGUGCACAAAAAACGACGACAGGCAGCGUAACUUCAUCACCAUUGGGAAAUCGACCAAGCGGUGGCAUUUUUAUAGAUACCAAUACCAGCAAUGGUGGCGUAGGCUCUAAAGCUGGCAAUUACACAGGCAAUGGAGGUGUGGUGGGUGUGGGCAAUAAUUCGACAACAGGAAACUAUGAUUCGCCAACAAUGAAUUACAAUGAUGCUUCAACCACCGAUCCGUUACAGCAACAACUCAACAGUCCUCCUUCGCAAUCGAGCACAUUGAAAUUGGGCUCGGAUAGCAACAGGAAGCCGUAUCAAACCCCACCACUGCUAUACGAUGCACUCAAUCGUCAUGAUAUCUCACGUUAUGACCCACUGCCAUUGGCCAUGAAUUAUGGGGGAAGCAAUACCACAUUAAGUUCCGGCGGUAGUGCUGGCAACCACUCGCUAACCAACAAUGCAACCACAUCACUUAUGCAGAGCAACCUCAGCAAUGGCCACUAUGGCAGUAAUCAUCAUCACACAUUGCCGCAUCCAACGUCGAUGGCCAUGCAGCAACAGCAACAACAACAACUGGCAUCAAGUGCUACACACCAGGCCAUGGGCUCGGAGAAACUAUCAAUAGCUGAUUAUCUUACGGCUAGUAGUCUAAUUGAUUACAAUCUCAGUAAAGCUGCCACGGGGAUGUUGAGUAACACCAUUACCGGUGCUGGUGGUGGUGGCGGCGUUGGUGGCAUUGGUUCUAACAGUGGCAAUGGUUCUUCCAAUUCAAUUAUGGGCCAUAUGACCCUGCCCAAGGGCUUGGGCUUAGGCUCCAUAAUGGGUGGCGGCAGCACAAAUCAACCGGUCACGGCCCAAACAUCUGCAUCGGCAAGUGCAACGUCAACUACGCCAAACUCGACUAUAACACCUUCAUCUUCCAGCAAUUUAGCCAUAACACAAAAAACCAACACUAAUCGUAAUCAUAUUAUAACGGAUACCCUGCCGGGUCCAGAGAGUUGUGUUUAAAUUUAAAUAAGCCAUAACUCAAUUUUUAGAAAAGCUAAAAACUUUUUUGCCUCCAAACAACUCCUCUAGGGAAAUUUUAUAAAAUUUCCAAUUCAAAAUGAAUGAAUGAAAAAAUUGACGAAUCUAAAUGACGACGAAUGAAGCAUAUAAUAGUACAUAUAUAUAUAGAAGAAAUAUAUGCGUUUAUAUACAAACUAAUGUAUGUGUAAAUAUAUAUUUUAAGAAACAAGACUGCAGUAAACUAAUUUAAAAAAUAACAUAAUUUCGUAAAUAAAUAAUAACUUAAAAAGCAAACAAAAAUUAAAGGAUGUGGAAAAGAGAAAUAUUAAAAAACCAAAUUGAAAAGCAAAAACAAAAACAAAAUAAUUGUUAGAUCAAUGAAUUUUAUGUAAAGGAAACCAAAUAUUCCUAUUAAAUAAUUAUAGUUUUUUUAAAAAAAUAAAUUAAGGACACGAAACAACUGAAGGAUAAUAAACUGCGAGUAAGAAUGAAAACAUGCCAUUUUUAGUUUAUCGAAAAAUCAAAACCAAGCAUUAUAAUCAAUUGGAAAUUUAUGGGCAGUGUAACUUUCAUCAAAAAAGCUCUACCUAUUUCUUUCAAAUAGUUUCCUAUAUUGAUAUGUCAUUUUUCUUCAGCAAUAUUUAAAAACGGCAUUACUUAUCGCUAUCACUGAGUAUUGUGUUUUUAUUAGUCUAAACAUAAUUACAAUGUUCUUGUCCAGAGAAGAGACUUUUAAUUAUUUUAUGGAAAAAAUAUUCUUACAUUUUCGUCUUUGAUUUUUUUCUUGAGAUAUUUUUAAAUAUUCGUCUGGAAUGGAAAAAACGAGGGGAAAACUAUUAGAGAUAUGUGUGUAUGACAUACCAAAGACCCUAAAAGUUAAUCAAAUGUUUGAGUCAAUUUUAAAACUUUUUAUUUCAAUUCAAA